Messenger RNA from Rotaria socialis, 687 nucleotides. The record is from the annotation of a GenBank genome assembly. NCBI's taxonomy places the organism in Eukaryota, Metazoa, Rotifera, Eurotatoria, Philodinida, Philodinidae.
AUGUACGGAGAUAUAUGUUCAAUUAUUUUACAAAUACAAAACAACUACACAAUAAAUAUUAUUUGGGUUUAUUCGCCUGAUCAAAGUCGAGCAAAUCCAUCGCAUUAUUAUCCAGGUUAUUCCUAUGUUGAUAUUGUUGCACUUGACGUUUACACUGAUGAUCCAAACUCUGUGAAAAGUUAUGAUGAAAUGUUAACGUUGAACAAGCCAUUUGCCCUUGCCGAAGUUGGUCCAAGUACAACUAAUGGCGGAUUUGAUUAUACUCGAUGGCUAACAGCAAUGCAAUCAAAAUUUCCAGGUGUUGCUGAUUUCUUAGCAUGGAAUGAUGGUUGGUCACCCAUAAAAAAUCAAAAUGUUUGGGCUUUGUUCAAUAAUCAACUAGUUAUUAAUCGUGGUAAACUUAAUCUAGGUGAUGGUGCAACUUCUUCGGCAAGUGGAGGAGUUCUUUAUAAUUUUUCCAAUGGUGUUGGUCAAUGGCAAGGAACCAAUGUCACUGGUGGCCCAGAGCAAUCGAAUGAAUUUGUUUUUCAAUCAACUGAUAGUCUUAAACUUGAUAUAAAUCUAAGUCAAGGUAGGCGUUAUGCACUUUAUAAUCAACAACAGACAAGUUUUCAAGUUAGCGAACGUAAACGAUUGACUCUCGAGAACGUACAGCUUCAUGGGGUUUUGCUAAUAAUGGUGUACUAA